Molecule: messenger RNA, 6812 nt
Organism: Lonchura striata (white-rumped munia)
Lineage: Eukaryota; Metazoa; Chordata; Aves; Passeriformes; Estrildidae
Gene: SVOP
Product: SV2 related protein
Biological process (GO): transmembrane transport
Cellular component (GO): membrane
Molecular function (GO): transmembrane transporter activity
Source: RefSeq, a predicted model, not a curated record
UCUGUGCAAAAAAAAAUUUAAAAAAAAUUAAAAAAAAAGCGAAAACCCAGCCCCAAAACCUGACAAAAUCUUUGGUGCCUUUAACCCCGGGAAUUCCUUCCUUUCCCCUCAAUCCCAAAUGCUUCCUUUAAAACCAACCUGGUUUUUAUCCUAAUGCUCCAUUCUCAGGUGUUUUGCAACAUAUUUCCUAUUUAUAAAUCAUGGGGCUCUGCAAGGCAGGGAAGGAAUGUUUCAAGUUGGUGUUAAAUAUUCAUGAGCUCCUGUCAAUGACAGAGCACCCUGUCCCAUAACGUUCCUGCUAAGUUGGACGAGAACUCCAGCUCUUUUCCAGUCCUUUGUUAGGAUUGAGCUUGUCAGGGACAAGAAUCAGAGGUUAUUUUAUCACAGGUUAUUUUAUCAAGCUUUUCCCCCCCAUUUUUAAGGCCAAAACCUGGGAAUACAUUCCACAGUACCUUCCAGUGCAGGUGUUUUGGUGCUGUGAGAUUUUGCAAAUAAAUGUUGCAGCUCCCUGAAAUAUCCCAGAUGUGAAAAAUUUAGCAAGCAUAGAACACAAAUUAUCCCUGUGGAGUUUUUUCCUGUGUUUGUAUCAGUUUGUGUCCUAUAUCCCUAAAUUCUACACCUAUAUUUUUAUUUUCUGUGCUGAGGAAUGUGGCAGUCUAGAUUUGUGAUUCUCAGAUUUUGUAGGAUCUAUCACCUCCAAAGCUGGAAUGAUCUUUAAGGUCCCUCCCUGCGAUUCUGGGAUAAUAUAAUUUAUUUCCAAAACAAUUUCACUUAAAUCCCUUGGAUUUUCACUUUCCAAAGGGGGAAAGUUCUGCUGUGUUGCAGAUAAAGUGAAGGAAGUUUGAGGGAUCUGUUCCCAAAUCUUUGGCCACAGGAAACUUCAUAAAUGGGAAAAGAACCUUCUCUGUGGGAAGGGAGCAAAACAUCAAAGCUGUGUCAGUAUAGCAAAUUCUGGUCUCAAAAUGCAGAUAUUUCAUUAAUGACAUGAUAUUAAAUAAUUCUGUUUAAGAUGAAAGCAGAGUGACAGAAUCAGCAUCCUGCUGGAAAAAAAAAUAAAAAAAAUCCAUCCAUUCCCUGAAUGAGCUCAGUAAUUGCAUUUCACUAAAUAGUAUUUCAAAUUCUGGUGCAUUUCAGGGUUUUCUAAUCACAAAAACAACUCAGGAAAUGGAAUUUGGGCUCUUCCUGCCUGGACAAACCCCCAAAAUUCAAUGACACAGCAAUGCCUAAUUCCAAGUAAAUCCAGUUCAGUGACACAGCAAUGCCUAAUUCCAAUUAAAUCCAGGCACACCAAACAUGGAUCUCAUUAAAUAUGCACCAUUCCAUCAUAUUUUUAUGACCUCUGUGGUUUUAUAACUUUGUGGGUAGCACAGUAACAACCUCUGUGUCCGAACCCAAGGAUUAGAUCCCAUCCCAACGUAGGAAACCAGAUCCAAACACAAAUCCCAGCGUUCCCAGUGGAGAAGGGAGGCAGGGAAUGAGGAGAAACCUUGGUGGGAAAAGGGUUUUAAGCCUCCCCGGCUGGCAAAUCCUCCUGGAAGGAUCCAUCCCAGUUUUUUGUGCUUUCAGGGUGGUGAAGUUCCGCCGCACGGGGGAGAGCUCGAGGUCGGAGGAGGAUGGAAUUUCGGGAGAGCACGAGGUGCAGAUCGAGGGGGUGAGGACGGAGCUGGAGCCGGUGGAGCUGGAGGAUGGAGCUGCAGUGCCCAAGGAAUUCGCCAACCCCACAGAUGAUACUUUCAUGGUGGAGGAUGCAGUGGAAGCCAUUGGAUUUGGGAAGUUCCAGUGGAAGCUCUCUGUCAUUACUGGAUUGGCAUGGAUGGCAGAUGCCAUGGAAAUGAUGAUUUUAAGUAUCCUUGCUCCUCAGCUGCACUGUGAGUGGCGCUUACCCAGCUGGCAGGUUGCAUUGCUCACCUCGGUGGUGUUUGUGGGAAUGAUGUCCAGCUCCACGCUCUGGGGAAACAUUUCAGACCAAUAUGGGAGAAAAACAGGCCUGAAGAUCAGUGUAUUGUGGACUCUCUACUACGGGAUCCUCAGUGGAUUUGCUCCCAUUUACAGUUGGAUCCUGGUGUUGAGGGGCCUGGUGGGCUUUGGGAUUGGAGGAGUGCCUCAGUCGGUAACUUUAUAUGCUGAGUUCCUUCCAAUGAAAGCCAGAGCAAAGUGCAUUUUAUUAAUAGAGGUGUUCUGGGCCCUUGGGACUGUGUUUGAAGUGCUCCUGGCAGUGGUGGUGAUGCCCACGCUCGGCUGGCGCUGGCUCCUCAUCCUCUCUGCCCUCCCACUCCUGCUCUUUGCUGGCCUGUGUUUUUGGCUGCCAGAAAGUGCCAGGUAUGAUGUGUUGUCUGGGAACCAGGAGAAAGCUCUGGCCACUUUGAAGAGGAUUGCCACAGAAAAUGGAGCUCCAAUGCCCUUGGGAAAACUGGUGGUUUCCAGGCAGGAGGACCGAGGCAAAAUGAGGGAUCUUUUCACCCCCCAUUUCCGCUGGACCACCUUGUUGCUCUGGUUUAUUUGGUUUUCCAAUGCUUUUUCGUAUUAUGGGUUAGUUUUAUUAACUACAGAGCUCUUCCAAGCAGGAGAUGUUUGCAGCAUAUCCAGCAGAAGGCAAGAAGUAAAAGCCAAGUGCAGCCUGACCUGUGAGUACCUGACAGAGGAAGAUUACACUGACCUGCUCUGGACAACCCUGUCAGAAUUCCCUGGGGUGUUGGUGACCCUGUGGAUCAUCGACCGCAUUGGCCGCAAGAAAACCAUGGCCCUGUCCUUCCUUGUCUUCUCCUUUUGCAGCCUCCUGCUCUUUCUCUGUGUUGGAAGAAAUGUUCUUACUGUGCUGCUCUUCAUUGCAAGAGCUUUUAUUUCAGGAGGAUUUCAGGCUGCCUAUGUUUACACUCCUGAGGUUUAUCCCACAGCCACACGUGCUUUGGGCCUGGGAACAUGCAGUGGAAUGGCCAGAGUGGGAGCCCUCAUAACCCCAUUCAUUGCACAGGUGAUGUUGGAAUCUUCAGUCUAUCUGACUCUGCUGGUUUACAGUGGCUGCUGCCUGCUGGCUGCCCUGGCCUCCUGCUUCCUGCCCAUCGAGACCAAGGGCCGUGGCCUGCAGGAGUCCAGCCACAAGGAAUGGGGCCAGGAGAUGGUGGGCAGAGGAUCUCAUUCCCCAGGGGAAUCACAGGAAUGAUGGGACACGGAAACCUGCUGGAAGAGUGAAGGAUAGGAGCGAGAUGUCUCACAAAACCUCCGAGCCUGAAGCAUGGAAAGCUGACCACCAUCACUGCCAUCCUCACGUGUCAAACUGCAGGAGUUUGGGGUUGAACCUCAGCAAAUUGUGUUUCUGCUGCUCUUUGCUCACACUCAUAAAAAAUUUUUUGGAUGGAGAAGCCUCUGAUGCAGAUACCCUUGGAAGUUUAGCAGGAGGGGUUUCUCUUCAGUCUGUUGUGCUUGCAUGGUCAGCUCUUCAGCUUAAAAUGUCCUGUGCCAAGCAAAUGCCAAGUGACUGCAGCCCAGCAUAAGCUGUCAUUAAAACACUGAGCUCUUGAUGCCUAAAACCAAGAGGUUCAUCUUUAGGGUGUUCCCUGGCCUGGCACAGGGUGGAUUCCAUCCCUACCACUGUGGAUUAAAUGCCUGCCUUGCACUUUUAGCCAUCAAAACCAUCACCAAAAUGUGGUUCCAUCAAACCAACCCAGGCUUUCCAGUUGGGUUUUGUUCCUGGAGAGUGGAUUGCUUGGAAACUGAUUCCUGACUGUUUCUCCCAUCCCAGGUGGGUAGUUGGAGCAGGGAGGGUGGUGUUUGCUGCAGAGCUGCGAGCUUGUAGCAGAAAUGUAAAUCACAGAGUCAUUAAGGUUGGAAAAGACCUCCAAGCUCAUCAAGUCCAAUGUGUAAAUCCUCAUGUCUUGGAGCAGAAUUGGACUUCUCUGGCAUUGCCAGGGGCCUUUAGCUCUCUGUCUGGUGCUUGGAGUGAGGAGGUUCUCACUCCUGGGGUUCUCUGUGUGGAUCCAGGUGUGGGCCUGCUCCAUUACCUGGGCACAUCUUCAUGGUGAGGCAGCCAGAGCUGGGAGCUGCUGUUGGGAUGGAGCCACUCCCUGGCAGCUGGGCAGGACCUUUCCUGCUGAUUGUACAUUGACUGACAAAGGAAUGUAGCUGGAAUAAAUGCACAAAACCAUGGGAAGAGCCCAUCUGUAGUGCUCUUGGAUGAGGAACAUCCCUCCUUCAGGUGUGGCUCCUCAAGGGAUGAUCCCACUCUUGUCAGGGAAUGUAACAGAGCUCAGGUGAGGACAAGCUCGUCUGGUUUGUCACAAACCUGUCCCUGGGCACAAGUCAGGUGGCAGAGUCUGUGGGAAUGUGUAGAGGUCUGAGAUGUGCCUCAUCAGGGUCUCAGUGGAUGUUCAGGAUUCCAGACCUUGGGACACACAACCAAAUCUGGGUGAGAUGGACUUGGUGAGGCUGUGGGAGCAAUGGGGAUUUGUGAUCUGUCUGAGCAAGUGACUCACCUGAACACAAGUAAAUGUGCAACACAUUUUUACAGUUGAACAUUUUAAGUAUCCUGGGAAGCAGGUCCCAUUCCUGGGGUCAGGAAUAGAUCUCCAAGUCCGUGUUUGGUGCAGUACAAGUGAGCACUGUGGGGCACAGCUGUCACUGAGGGACACAGCUUUGAGGUCACUGCAAUGCUCCACCAUGAGUGCCAGGCUGCUCAUUUGGAGACUGAGGGGAGUGGAAAAUUCCUUAAAGACAGCCAGGAGACUCAGGCUGAUGGAAAAGGCCAAAGAGGUUGAAAUUGUGAGAGGGGAGAUGUUCUGCUGAGAACUGAGUUUGCCAAGGCACCGAGUGUCCAUCCAGUCCCACUGGAGGACGGUGAGUGAAGAAUUCCAGGAAAAGUUGGUGGAAGCAGGCAAACUUGGCUUUUCCAAGCAAGAUGAAAAUGAAUUCAGCUCCCAAGAGAUCCUUAGGAUCCCUGGGCUCAGCUGUGGGUGAUGGCACAGAACCCUCUGUCCGUUCCAGCUGGGUUGGUUCCCUUUGUGUCCCCUGUCCCUGUGUCUUCACACUCCACCAAAAUCAAGCUCCAGCUGAUCCCAGUAAACAGACAGGGCUCUCAUGGCACUGACACCAACCACAGCUCAUUUGUUCACCUCCUUCUGCCAGGCUGGGGUUGGGUCCUUCCCUUUGUGUGCCUAGGGCAGCCUGGAGCAAAGCCAGAGGGACUUGUUCCAUGGAAUGCCAGAAUUCCAAAGCGAUUUGGGUUGGAGGCACCUUAAAGCUCAUCCAGGCAGGGACAUUUCCCACUAGAUCAGGAUGCUCCAAGCCUCAUCUACACCUGACCUUGAACACUUCCAGGGAUGGGGAACCUCUGCUUUCACUUGGGCUGGCUUCUGAUGUGCUGGAUAUGGAACAUAGCAGUGAGGAAGCAGAUCCUGGAUGGGUUUAACCAGAUAUCACCCCACAUGUGUGGCCAGUGGGCUGGAAAAGCUGCUGGGCUGGGAUCUCCUGGAGCUGAGUUUGCCUGUGCACAGUCAGGCUGUUCACCCCUCAGUGACAGCUCUGACAUUCCAUCCUCAUCCUGCUGCUGGUGGAGGCCCUCGAGGCCAUUCCAGUCCCCCAGGUGUUUCCAUGCUUCCUUCCUUGGGCUUGCCAUGAGCUGGGUUUGCAUCCCAAAACUCUGGAACUGAGCCUGGGCAGAGGUGACAGAGAAUCCAAAGUGCAGGACAGGCCUGGCCCGAAGGAAUUCCCCCCACCAUGGGCCAGUUUGUUACUCAAUGCCUUGAGUUAAAAUUCUGCUUUCCCAGGGGUAAUGUUCACAUCUCACUUCAUUUUUUUUAGGUGAAUUAUUCAGCAUUUUUAAAGAAUUGCAUUCAACGGCCUUUAGAGAGUUUUAGGUGAAGUUUAUAUGUUCAUGCCCACCUGGAUCCUACAGAUAAGCUACUUCCCAGGUAAAGAUUUUAUAGGGAAUGCAACAUUUUCCAUGCUGUUGAAUAGAUCAGUUUUAACCUGUGACAUUUACAGUGUUAACCAAAAAAUGGAAGGCAUUUUUGCUUUUCACUUUUUAUGAAUUCUGCACUAAAAAAAAAAAAAACUAUUUAAUGAUAGAAAUACCAAGAUUGGUGUUGCUGGGUCUUUGAUUUUGUUAAAGCUUGAUCCAAAGCUCACUGAAAUCUGGGAAAAUCUGUGGAUAUCCAUGGGCUUUGGAUCAGCUGAAUGAAAGGGAGAGGUAGGAGCCCACCACAGCUGAUCCCACCUGGCUGAAUUCAGCAGGAGCCCAUUGGGCACUGGAGAAACAGAUCUGGAAUUGAGAAUUUGCAGGAAUUUGCAUAUAAUUAAUAAGAGAAGGCCAUUUCAGCUUGCUCACUGAGAACACUGGGGUUGACACACACCAGUUCUAAAUCACCACUAGAUUUUAUCAGUAGGGCAGCACCAUUUAGGUACAAAAUAAACUUCCAAAGAGUCCUUUUCCACACUGGGUAUUUUUCACUGGUAAAGGAAUUACUGCAACUGCUUUGUUUCAAACAGGAAAGUGAGAUCCUUUGGAAUUCCAACAGAAUUGUGGGAUUUGGUUUUGCCAAGUGUCCAAGAUAGCCAAGCUGGUGUGGGAAUGUAAUUCCCCAAGUGUGCUUGGAUGGGAUGAUUUGUUAUUCCCAAAUACUUGCUGAAAGAGCAGCGAAUGUUUCCAUGUCUGAAUGUACAGUUUCUAAGCUGGAUUUACAUUUUAAUGUUGAAAAACUUGGUGUAUCUCAAGCUUGUUGUAAAAUACUCCUCUGGUUCCUGUUCCCAAUGUGGCAUUGGAGAGUUGAAGUCCACAUUAGAUAUUUUAUGUUAAACAAAUAAAUAGUUUUUUCAGGAAA